CUUUUUUGAGAUAUAUGGAAACAGAGAAACAUGUUGAUGUUGUAUGGAUAGAUGAGUGUGCAUUGAAGUGAAGGUCAAAUGAAUGAAUGCUGGAUAAAUUAAUGAAACCAUAUACGUUUAUUAUUGUAAAUGAUGAAUCGGUGGCUUGUUAUAGGUGUGCCAGUGGUGGUGGGAACAGCUGUGGUUGCAGUUACCGCAGUGCUGGCCAAGGUGUUCCUUUUCGGGGACAAGAAGAAAAAGGCCCCUGUGGCACUCCAGGACCCAACUAUCAAAUAUCCACUCAAGCUUAUUGACAGGGAGGAAGUUAGCCAUGACACACGGAGGUUCCGUUUUGCCCUGCCUUCCAUGGAUCACAUCCUUGGGCUUCCUGUCGGACAGCACAUCUACCUUUCGGCCCGUAUUGAUGGGCAGCUGGUGAUCCGUCCCUACACACCUGUCUCCAGUGAUGAUGACAAGGGUUACAUGGACCUCGUCAUCAAAGUUUACUUCAAGAAUGUGAACCCCAAGUUCCCGGAUGGUGGUAAGAUGUCCCAGUACCUCAAUAACAUGGAGAUAGGGGACUAUAUUGACGUACGUGGACCCUCCGGCCUGCUCACAUAUGAAGGAAAAGGCGUGUUCAAGAUCCGUGCUGACAAGAAGUCAGAGCCACAGACUGUGACAGCCAAGAAGGUGGGUCUGAUUGCUGGUGGCACGGGCAUCACCCCGAUGUUACAGCUCAUCAGACAUGUUCUUAAGGACAAGGAGGAUAAGACAGAACUGGCCCUGCUCUUUGCCAACCAGACAGAGGAGGACAUUCUGUUGAGGCCAGAAUUGGAGGACAUCGAGCAGGCAUACCCUGGGCGCUUCAAGCUCUGGUACACCCUGGACAAACCACCCGCAGACUGGAAGUACUGUUCGGGAUUCAUCAAUGAUGGGAUGAUCAAGGACCACCUGCCUGUCCCUGGGGAUGGCAGCCUUGUGUUGAUGUGUGGGCCCCCGCCCAUGAUCAACUUUGCCUGCAUACCCAACCUAGAUAAACUGGGAUACACAUCCGACAUGAGAUUCUCUUUCUAGACACUUAGCAGCUUUAAAUAUAUAUAGAUAUAUAUAUACUUUGUUGUAUAAACAGCAAUAUCCUGAGCAGGACUUGAUGGGCACAUUGUUUGGUAGUUCUUGUUGAAUGAUGAAGGCAAAACAUCUUCAGAGGGAAUUAUAGUUUUUUUGUACAUUGUAUAAAAUAAAGGGGUUGCAAACUAACAGUGCUAUUUGGUUGUGAUACUUUGAUAUACAUGUGUUCAGGAUAAAUGACUUUUUUUGUGUUUGGACCAUACAUCGGUAAGACUUAAUGAUGACUGGAUCUGUUUAGUUAAGGAAGUAACACUAUUGUGAAAGAUGCAUUUUAACUGCACCAGUUAUUUUUUUUCUUGUUUUCUGGUUUAUUGAUAUUUAGUUGAUUAUUUAUUCUACAUUUUAAUUAAUUAGGAGGUAUGUAUGCUUUUUAUGUAUAUUUAGCAUUGUCCAAUAAAAACUUUUUACUGCUUGUACUUCUUGAAAUAAAAUAAUUGUAAGUUAUAAAACAGA
Messenger RNA from Mya arenaria, 1560 nucleotides. Its product is annotated as NADH-cytochrome b5 reductase 3-like. Gene Ontology annotation, cellular component: mitochondrion. Gene Ontology annotation, molecular function: oxidoreductase activity; FAD binding. NCBI's taxonomy places the organism in Eukaryota, Metazoa, Mollusca, Bivalvia, Myida, Myidae. The record is from RefSeq and is a predicted model, not a curated record. The transcript has 8 exons. The coding region runs from base 130 to 1053 and encodes 307 amino acids.